CUCGUUUUUCCUCCUGCAUUCUAGAAUAACGUUCUUUUCUUCUUGAUACAUAAACAUGACACGUGGUCAUGUUUAAACUAAAUGCUGCAUAAGCUGAAAUAAUAAAACGGUGCGUAUUUGGCUAAACUUAAAACGGUGUGUUUUUACGAAGUUUAAAUUCUCAGACUGUUAAUAACGGUCUCAGAUUGUUCUAACAGUCAUUUCUUUUUCUUCUCUGGAAUUGAUCCUUACUUUUAAGGCUGAGCCCGUGACAAUGCCCCUUCCUUUAGAGAGUGUCCUUGUCCUCAAGGGUGAAAUUAGGAAACCUCAAUGCCAAUUCUUCGAGUACCUCCCUAGUGGCUUCUGUUGGAGGCAGUCCUUUCUAGAGAAUCAACAACUGCAAGACUGCCUGAAGAUUCUUUUUCACCAUUCUUCGUCCCAAGAUAGCUUGUGGCUGGAGAGUGGGUUCCCCGGGGAAAUCAGGUAAACUGGCGUGCACCAUUUUGUUUCCCACUCGCUUCUUCAACUGCGAGACAUGAGAAACUAGAUGAAUGGUAGCAGAUGGAGGUGAUAUCAACUUGUAAGUAAUUUCAAGUUAAUAUUUAAAAUUAAAAAGCUUAAGUAAUUUCAACAAUGUUUUAAUACUAAAAGUAAAUGAACUCUAGUUUUAAUUUGGCAUGAAAAAUGCCUCAUUAACAGUGUUUUAACAAUUUUUUCCCAGCAUGGAGUGCUUCUACUCGCCUUACUCAGCAGUUUAGACUUCCAACCAGCUAGUCGACAAUGAAUCUUCUCUAAAAUAUGCUUAAAUUAACGACUCCUUGCUCCUCUUGACAUCCAAAGGCACACCCAGAAUUGGCAAAUUUAUGAAGCACUCAGUGGCGGAGGCAGGGGGAGGCUGGCAGGGGCCCAGUGGCCCCUGUAAGAAAAUUUUUCUCAGCCUCCCCCUUUGUAAAAUAUUUAAAAUUUUAUUUUUUUAAAAAAAUUUCUUUUAAUUUAGCCCCCUUACUUUUUUGGAAGCACUAACAUCAACUUGCAUAGUUAGCCCGUUAUUGGCGUCAUAUUUUUUGUUUGGGCCGUGGGGGAAAUUUAACGAUGCGUGUUUAACUGGAUUCUUACAAUUGAAUAACGACUAUGCCAAUGUUCUUGGCUGCUGCCCUGGUUCUUCCCGCCCAAAGUAUAAGACCACCACCAUAACCUAAUUACACCAAUUCCUAAUUCUCUCUCUGUCUCUCUCUCCGCUCCGAAUUCUCCAAUACUUUCUCUUUGCAUUCCAAAUUCUCUGCUCUCUCUCUCUCUCUCUCUCUCUAUUACUGGUUUCUUUAUUUCAUCUUCUUUACUUCAAGAAUGGAUGAUAUCCCUGACGCUACGGCUAGGCUUAUCUCUAUCAUCAAUCGUGGAUCAUCCGCCUUAAAAAAUGCCCACUUUGAUAAAGCUGCUAGAUACUUCAAGAAGGCUCGUGAUGCCAGCGUUCAUCUCCAAGGUGAACGUACUUUGGAACGCUCCCUUUUGCACCAUUUAUAUGGUGUUUCCUUGCUGUACGAAAUUCCAUUUCAGGGAGAUGAUGAUCCGUUGGAAUUUUUACCGAGGGAAGCUGAUUACUAUCUUGCUAAAGAUAGACCUUAUAGUUCUUAUAGCAAGUUAUACAGCGGUACUGUUAGCCAAGAAGACUAUACAAAUCAGAUGGAAGCUGCACAGAAAGAACUAAAGAUUGCAUGGUCAAUUCUGGAAAAUGAAUCAAACUGCUUAAUAGAGAAAGCUAAUACACUCUGCGCCCUUGGGGAGGUUGCAUUGAGAAGGGGGGAACCAAAUCCUGAGCGUUAUUAUAUCCAAGCAUCAUCCUUUUUUGAGAGUUUGGAAGGAGAAAUUCAUAAACAGCGAAUAGUCCAUAUAAAUGUCAAAAUAUGCAUCUGCCUUGAGGGUAGUGACAAGAUUAAAGCCAUUGAAUAUGGCGAGAAGGCUCUGUCAUCCUAUCAGACUCAACUGAAGCGGCUAAUAUCUGAAACACAGAGCUCAUCCAAAUCUGUAGAAGCACAAACUUCCUCUGAUUCGGAAUCGUCUUCAGCCACACAAAUUGAUCCUUCUAUCCAGAAAAAGAAAAAUGAAAGGAGCAUGCUGAUUAAAAUUUUAACUUGAUGAUCUGAAGGCAGGUUCAUCCACCUCACCAAACCUGGAAGGAACUUCAGUGGCUCCAGCUGGUCAUAGAGAUGGAAAAGAAAAAUUGUCCCAAUUAAUACAAGUCCUGAGAAUUGAUAAGCAGUUUGAUA
This is a messenger RNA of Populus trichocarpa (black cottonwood), 2243 nucleotides long. RefSeq lists its product as uncharacterized. Gene Ontology annotation, molecular function: histone binding. NCBI's taxonomy places the organism in Eukaryota, Viridiplantae, Streptophyta, Magnoliopsida, Malpighiales, Salicaceae. The record is from RefSeq and is a predicted model, not a curated record. Gene Ontology annotation, biological process: DNA replication-dependent chromatin assembly; CENP-A containing chromatin assembly. Bases 1324 to 2112 code for a protein of 262 amino acids. The transcript has 6 exons. Gene Ontology annotation, cellular component: nucleoplasm.